Manduca sexta (tobacco hornworm) is the source of this 2004-nucleotide messenger RNA. Its product is annotated as FGGY carbohydrate kinase domain-containing protein. The transcript is spliced from 5 exons. The record is from RefSeq and is a predicted model, not a curated record. Gene Ontology annotation, biological process: carbohydrate metabolic process. Gene Ontology annotation, molecular function: phosphotransferase activity, alcohol group as acceptor; kinase activity. The coding region runs from base 284 to 1915 and encodes 543 amino acids. Lineage: Eukaryota; Metazoa; Arthropoda; Insecta; Lepidoptera; Sphingidae.
CUGCGACUACGAAGUACGAGUGCCGCGAGCGCUAUCAAGUAUCAAUGCCAAUAAGGUUAUCGUUUACCUAACACAGAACACUGGCUAAGGCCUAAGAUGUAUCUAUGUUAUAAUGCGCUGUUGUUUGCUAAAUUACAUCAAGGUCAUUUUAUCUCGGUUGUCUCAGAUAAACACAAGUGUUUUAUUGACUGUAUAAGACAAACCAUAUCUAUAUUCUUAUAGUACUGAGCCAGUUUCAUAACAUUAUCCUGCAUAUACAUAGAAAGGUGCAAUAUAUUGUAAAAUGAAUGGAGAUGUAUAUUUUGUUGGUGUUGAUGUGGGCUCUGGAAGUGUCCGAGCAGCACUUGUGGACCGUAAAGGUCAUGUAAUUAGGACCUCCGUGCAGGAAAUAAAAACAUGGAAACCGAAAGUUGACUAUUAUGAACAAUCAUCGAACAACAUCUGGACCUGUUGUUUGACUGUUAUUAAGGAUGUACUUACAAAUGUUGAUUCCAGUGGUGUUCGCGGCAUUGGCUUUGAUGCAACAUGCUCUUUAGUGGCUUUAGAUAAAAACGGGAAUCCUACAGCGGUCAGUGAAUCUGAUAAUAAUGAACAGAAUAUUAUAAUGUGGAUGGACCACAGAGCAGAGGCUGAGGCAAAUAUUAUAAACAAAAAAAAUCAUGACCUACUCAAAUAUGUUGGUGGCAAAGUCAGCUUAGAAAUGGAGAUGCCCAAACUCCUGUGGCUCAAAAGAAAUUUGCCAAAUAAAUGGUCAGAAUUUGGGUACUUUUAUGAUCUUCCUGAUUUUCUGACAUGGAAAGCUACAGGGUCAAUGAGUAGAUCAUUGUGUUCCUUAGUUUGUAAAUGGAAUUAUGAAUGUUCUACUGAUGGAAAACAGGGUUGGAAUUUAGAAUUUUUAAAUGAAAUAGGUUUAGAAGAUUUAGCUGAAAACAAUUUCAGUAAAAUUGGCAACACUGUAUUGUCUCCUGGAGAGUACUGUGGAGGUCUUUUACCUGAUGUUGCCAGUGUACUUGGAUUACAACCAGGCACACCGGUUGCUGCUUCCAUAAUAGAUGCUCAUGCAGGAGGUCUUGGAAUGAUUGGAUCUCAUGGUGAAGGCAUUGACAAAGAGAUGUCAACACGUUUAGGGCUGAUUUGUGGUACAUCAACAUGUCAUAUGGCUGUAAACAAGAAACCUGUUAUGGUACAAGGAGUGUGGGGGCCCUAUUUCAGUGCUAUGGUCCCAGGAAUGUGGUUAAAUGAAGCUGGACAAAGUGCCUCAGGGAUGUUGCUUGAUCAUAUUCUGUCCAGUCAUCCAGCCGGUAUUGAACUCUUAAAAAUAAAAUCUACUGGAGAUGUUAGACUAUAUCUGAGGGACCUGCUUACAACAAUGGCUCAAAGAGAAGGAUUGUCUGAUGUCAAUUUCUUAACAAAGGAUAUACAUAUGCUUCCAGACUUCCAUGGAAACAGGUCACCAUUGGCUGAUCCCACACUGAGAGGCAUGAUUUCAGGAUUGUGUAUUGACCACAGUGCUGAGAACUUGGCAUUGCUCUAUCUAGCUACUUUGCAGGCUUUAUCGUAUGGCACAAGACAUAUAAUUGAUGCACUUCUCUUGGCUGGCUAUGAACCAUUCAAAACUUUAUUAAUAUGUGGAGGAUUAUCAAAAGAUCCACUUUUUGUGCAGACCCAAGCUGACGUUGUGAACAUGCCAAUUCUAAUGCCACGUGAAAAGGACUCAGUUCUAGUUGGUUCAGCAAUAUUAGGAGCCUGUGCAUCCAAAUAUUUCAAUACUGUACAUGAUGCUAUUGUAAACAUGGGUGGAAUUGCUGAUGUCAUACAUCCUAUGGAAAAUACAAAAUCAUUUCAUAAGAAAAAGUACAGGGUGUUUCUUAAAAUGUUCCAAGAUCAAAUGAAAUACAGGACACUGAUGCACUGAAGCUUUUUAAACUCUUUUAGAACAAACGUGUAUUGUUAUUUUUUACAUAAUAUAAUUUCAGUUGAAUAUAUUUUUUUAUAAUUAUGAAA